AUGAGGUUUUACUUUAAUGCGUUCCGCUCUAGAGUGAACUCCAGGGUGUUUUUCCUCAAAGGUUUAAGAAUUACACCGUUUCUUCUGUCGCCUAUAGUCCCACUUUCGAUGCAAUGGUUUAGAGGACCGUUAUUGAACAAUUCAACGGCGCUAAUACCCGAUAAAAAAGGGGAUACUUUCGAGAUGGGCUUAUACAUUUCUUCACAGAAGCAAUUACAGGAAGAAGCCGAAAAAGAGCGUGAAAGAAUUAUAACUACUAGUGUUAUGCCCAGUUUUUUUAAGAGGAUUUUGUAUCGCAUCAAUGAUGUUAUUAUAGAACCGGUUUUAACAUUGCUUCGAUUUCUAGAACUUUCAUCCAUAUUCAUUCCGUUGUUAAUAAUAUAUCCAAUUACAUGCCUUGGACAUCAUAAAACGCUAAAGGUUGAUUCGAAUAGAGUUGUGAAGGAGACAUCAGGUUCCCUUUUGUGGUUUAAACUUCUAAGAAAGGCUUUAGAAUUCGCUGGUCCUACAUUCAUAAAAUUAGGUCAAUGGGCAGGAUCCCGUACUGAUAUUUUCUCCGAGGGUUUAUGCGCAGAGUUGGGGCGCCUACACAGCAAUGCUAAACCUCAUGCGUUGAAAUUUACAAAAGAAGCCAUUGUUAAUUCCUUAGAUAGGAAAUAUGAGUUCGAUGAUAUAUUUGAUGAAUUUAACGAAAAACCUGUUGGAUGUGGUGCCAUCGCCCAGGUCUACAUAGGAAAGUUAACUGAAUUAAUGAUGAAGAACUUUGAUAUUAAAACGGAUAGUAGGUAUUUUGCAGUGAAAGUGGUUCAUCCAAACGUACCGAAAAAGAUAGACCGUGAUUUAAAAAUAAUGACUUUCUUCGCCGAUAUGAUCGACUCUGUACCCACCAUGGAAUGGUUGUCCUUACCAAAUGAAGUGGAGCAGUUUUCCAUAUUGAUGAAGUUGCAACUUGACCUACGUAUAGAAUGUCAGAACUUGCAGAAGUUCAAUGAUAAUUUUGCUGACAAUCCAAGAGUAAAGUUCCCAGUCGGCGCUAUGGAUUUAUCUUCUCGUUAUGUACUUUUUGAAGAGUAUAUUCACGGAUUCCCAAUGGAGAAAUUUUUAUCGAGUAAAGAUGGUUUAAAGAGAGUCGACCUUUGUAGAAAAGUCAGCGAUCCAUUUAUCGAGGCUUUUUUGAAAAUGUUGAUUCUGGAUGAUUUCAUUCAUGCAGAUUUGCAUCCGGGGAAUGUCAUGAUUCGUUUCAUGAAAUUGAAUAAACAAGAAACAAAGGUAGUAUCUUCUGAAAAAGAAAUGUUUCAAAUUGUGCACAAGUUAAGAGCAAUGUCAAGAGACAACGACCCUGAAUUCAUUCCGGAGAUGAAGAGAGUAUUUGAGGAAUAUGAGCCUCAGGUAUGCUUAAUUGAUGCAGGACUUGUUACCGAGUUGAACGAUCGCAAUAGAGUGAAUUUUAUUGCACUAUUUAAUGCGUUGGCCAAAUUUGACGGUUAUCGAGCAGGUGAGCUAAUGAUCGAACGUUCACGUACACCAGAAACUGCGAUAGACAAAGAUUUAUUUGCAUUGAAAGUGGAAAAAUUAGUCAAUAAAGUUAAGAAGCAAACAUUCACUUUGGGCACUGUGUCAAUAGGAGAACUUUUGGAUAAAAUGCUAGGAAUGGUAAGACAGCAUCACGUAAGAAUGGAAGGUGAUUUCGUAUCUGUCAUUGUUGCUAUUCUAUUGUUAGAAGGAAUAGGUAGACAGCUUGAUCCUGAAAUGGAUCUCUUUGCAAGGUUCGUAUUAUUUGUCUUAAUGAAUGGAUUUUCAUCCACUUGA
Molecule: messenger RNA, 1809 nt
Organism: Kluyveromyces lactis
Lineage: Eukaryota; Fungi; Ascomycota; Saccharomycetes; Saccharomycetales; Saccharomycetaceae
Product: ABC1 kinase family protein
Exons: 1
Coding region: 1-1809 (602 amino acids)
Biological process (GO): protein phosphorylation
Cellular component (GO): mitochondrion
Molecular function (GO): ATP binding; protein kinase activity
Source: RefSeq, a predicted model, not a curated record